Tetranychus urticae (two-spotted spider mite) is the source of this 1358-nucleotide messenger RNA. RefSeq lists its product as uncharacterized. The record is from RefSeq and is a predicted model, not a curated record. Lineage: Eukaryota; Metazoa; Arthropoda; Arachnida; Trombidiformes; Tetranychidae.
AUGGAUGGUUUUGUUAUUUUCAUGAUAAAGAGGUUGUGGUCAAACAUCAAACUCCUUCCUCCUCCUUCUUAUAUGUUUUCAAUAUAAAUAUAACUUCACCAUUGGAAACAAAUUAAUUUAAUUUCAACUGUAAGUUACAAAUAGAUAAGAAAAGUGUUUACUAACCGUUCAUUUUUAAGUAACAGACAAUAGAAAUCAAAGUUUAACCCUUGUGUCAUCUCCUUUGUUUCACUCUUCUUCCAUUGUUUAUCGUGUUUUCUCUUCGUCUCAGGAUCACUGUUUUUGUUUCAAAAUGAAAUAUUUAAUCUUCACAAUAACUUGCGUUCUUAUUUCUUCAGACUUGGUUUUUGCUUCGAAGUGUAAAAAAUCUGAAGAUGCAAAGGUUGACACUUGUGCUCAAAGACUUUUCUUAUUUGGAGACAGAACCUCAGUUGGUUUCCCUGAAACUGAGGAAGGACUUGCUAAUUAUUGCAGUCUGGCCAGAGAAACUGAAAAGUGCAUUAAAGAUUACUCUCGUCGGUGCUUAGCUGCUUUCCCUCGUCAAGUUACCAAUCUUCUCGUCUUUGGUAUUGCAAAUCAACAAAAGAAAUACUGUAAAAAGGGUGGAUCAGCAAUUGUUCAACAUGGUAAAUGUGGUAAUUCUGAUCUUGAAAAAGGACACAAAUGCAUGGAUACUUACAUUGAUCAUCUGUACGGCAUUCAAGAAAGUGAAGAUGCAAACAAGAAAAUUCCAUAUGUUUGCUGCUCAUUUUACAAAUUCAAAAGAUGUGUUGUCGCCAAUCUACGUCGACAAAAAUCAACUUGCAACCGAGAAUCAAUCAAUUUCUAUGCUGGUUUAAUCCAUGGUAUAGCUGCUGAUGUUUUAGAACUCAUCUGUGCUGAGUACAAAGAAAACUCUACUCAAUGUAGUGAAACUCUGAAAACUCUUCCUACCAGAAAACCAGAUACAACAAAAAGCAAAUCCAUUCUACCUCCUUUCACAGCAAUCAUGGAAUCUUUAUAAUUGGCUUUACGAUUUCAAACAUUCUUUUACUUGAUCUCAUCUUAAAUCAUCAUUGUUAUUUUAAUCACAUUUUCAUCUUCAUCAAACAACCACCAUUCAACAUUAUUCUAAUAUUAUCAUUAUUACUAUUACUUUUUACUCAUUAGUAUUUGAUGGUUUUUAUAUUUCUCAUAAUUUAACAAGGGUAAUCAAUUUCAUACCUUGGAACUAUUCUCUAGCGAUUUACUGAUUAUUUUAAAAAGGCAAUACUUCAAUAUCAUCUCUUAUUUACAUUUGCCCUCAAAUUUUCAUGACUAAAACGUCAAUUUGUAAAAAAAUCACUUUUAAAAUAAAUGGCAACAUUCACUGAUCGAAA